AUCACUUAGUUUAAGAUAAGACCAUCAAAACAUUAGUGGUUAAAUCUACAUCAUCUCUACUCCAUUAUCUAAUGCUGCCAUAAAUCACUUAAAUCGGUGACAUGAUCAAACAAUAAACUGGGAGCAAUUCGAUCCAGCGCUCAUCACAACCUUUUAGAGAUCCUUUGUGCGGUAAAGAGCCCUGACAUAACGUGUUAUCAAAUAAAAGAAAGGUGUGAAUUUUCACAGGCCGUCGUGAGGCCCCUCCUACUUAAGAUGGCGGUAUCCCCACCAUCUACUUAUCAACCAGUAGCGAGCCAGCAUCUCGUAUCGCUCGUACCUACAGCACCACCUAUUUUCAAAUUCAAUUAUCAGAUGCGACCAUCUCAGAUCUCCGGCUACGAAGAAUUAGUCGCACCAUCGGAUUUCGGACACAAUGUCUUUCAAUAAAUUGUAAAUGUGUACUUUAAUGACGACUGCAAUUUGUUAAUGCAAAUUGUACAAUAAUGGACGCUACCAACGAUAUAUCGAGCACGUGUGAAAAUGAUUCUUUAUCAAGAAACGACAAGUUUUGUGACUCAAAAAACCUCGGAAAAAACUACGAAUGUGAAUCAGAAUCAGAAUAUGACAGUGAAAAUGAAACUAUUGAUGUUAUUUGUGAAAACAGUGGUGAUUCAAAGUUUGUUGAAAGAAACAGUAAUAUUAACAAUCCGUAUCAUAUUUUAAAUAGGGAAUUUUUUGAAGCCAAAACUUUUCAGUGUCCGAAAAACUUUGUCAGUGCGCCGCACCGAAGUAGUGCUAAAGAUACAUUAAGUAGUGAAAUUAAUAAUAGAAGUAAAACAUUUCUAAUAGAUAGUAUCUUAGGUAAUAAUAAAAAUUGUAGCACAAAUAGUACCAAUACAACGAAUACAAACGAGGAAAGUGACAAUUUUGAAGAGUCCACGGAUGAACACAACGUGACGUCGUCGACGUGCCCUGAGUUGAGCGCGCUGACGGACGCAGGGCUGCUCGCUGGGCAUGCCUAUGCGCAGUGGCUGGCCUCGCACCAGCCUUCGUCUACAUUCUAUGAUGAUAAAAACAACAGAAGACCGCGGCGAGUGGGUCCAGAGCGCAAACCACGGCAAGCAUACAGCGCAAAGCAGCUCGAGAGAUUAGAAGCAGAAUUCAAGCUGGACAAAUACCUGAGCGUGUCGAAAAGAAUGGAACUUUCCAAAGCACUGGGUCUGACUGAGGUACAAAUAAAAACGUGGUUCCAAAAUCGGAGGACGAAAUGGAAGAAGCAACUGACGUCACGGCUGAAGAUAGCGCAGCGACAGGGCUUGUUUCCAGGGCAAAUCUUUGGACACGCGCCGCAAGCGUAUUCUCUUAUAAACCCGUACGGAUACCCACCUCUCAGUUGCGUAUUUACCCCGGUCACUUUGCCGUCUUCGCCUCCGUAGGUCUAUGGUAACAAGAUGUAGUACGUUAAUUAUUGGAGUACGAUCACAGUUAGAAGUCUAUUCUUAUAAUUUUUCAAAUUACCAAAAGGUAAGCUAAGUUUUCGGUUUACUCUUUAGUAGGUAUCAGUUUAACAAACAUAAUACUCCUUAUUUCUUUCUAAUCACGUAAUCUUGACGACUUCUAAGUGCAUCAACCAUAAUUUUAUAGUUUUUCAGGUUCAGGUUUUUAUAGGUUUCAGUAAUCUCAUGGAAAUAGGUCUUUAUUCAUAAAUUAUAAGAGAAAUCAAACUAGCCAGUAGAUAACAUA
This is a messenger RNA of Ostrinia furnacalis (Asian corn borer), 1725 nucleotides long. RefSeq names its product homeobox protein ceh-19. The record is from RefSeq and is a predicted model, not a curated record. Lineage: Eukaryota; Metazoa; Arthropoda; Insecta; Lepidoptera; Crambidae. The coding region runs from base 486 to 1418 and encodes 310 amino acids. Gene Ontology annotation, biological process: regulation of DNA-templated transcription. Gene Ontology annotation, molecular function: DNA-binding transcription factor activity, RNA polymerase II-specific; DNA binding. The transcript has 3 exons.